This is a messenger RNA of Arctia plantaginis, 378 nucleotides long. Lineage: Eukaryota; Metazoa; Arthropoda; Insecta; Lepidoptera; Erebidae. The record is from the annotation of a GenBank genome assembly.
AUGAUAAGUAAAUUCCAAGAUAUGAAGGAACAGCAUGAUGUCGUCCUUAGCCAAAAACGACUAUGUUUACAAGAUAUCGAAAAGUUGACGUGUAGUAUAAGUGAUGAAUUAAAGCCUCAUCUUCAAGUUACCCUACAGAAGCUAAAGGUUCCUGAAGAACUUACCAUUAAUAGUGAGAACCAGUAUAUAAAAAAGAUCGCUUCAAUGACUGGAGUCAGCGAACGAACUUUAAGAGUGAUUAAAAAUGAGGGCCAAAAUAAUCAAGGAAUCUGGAGGACUCCUGGCAAACAGCGUGCAGCACGGGCCACGAAAGUUAAAAUUGACAAUUUUGACCAAUGGCGCAUUGGUCAAAAUUGUCAAUUAUUCGAAAUACAAUAA